AUGUCUGCUCUUUCUGUUGUGGUGGCCGUGCUCUUUCUGCUCACCGUGGCUGCGGCGGGCCUCCUCGUGCGCCGGUGCCUGGUGCAGGAGCGACGCGGGGCGUCCUUGCGGGAUCCCACGGUGGAGGCGCAGCCACGGCAGCGUGCGGCGCCCGCCAACGCACAUGACCCGCGCGGCGGCGCCAGCAGCAGCGACGAGGAGGAGGCCGCCCUGGUGCCGCGGCACCGCUUCGUCGCGACCGGCGCGGUGGUGCGCCCGUGCGGCGGUGUCGUUCCCCGGCUGCCGCGGCCCGCCCUCACACCGGCCUCGCCCUCCCCGACAGGCGACACCCCACGCACGCCUUUGGGGACGCCCCAGCCGUAUUUGCCGCGCGACGAGGGGGGCGCAUCGCCGCACGGGGAGGCCAGCUUUGCGAGCUUUAGCCGCCCCCUCACCCCGGAGAGCGAGGCGGCCGCGGACGCGGGGCGGUGGCCACGCAGCGAGGUAAAUCGAGCCGUUGAGCAGAACGAGGCGGCGGCUGCAGCUCCCACGCGCAACGGUGCGCCUGGAACCCACGACGUUUGCGCGGGGGGUGGCGGGUACCGCGGCGAGGGAGCGAGAGGCGGCGGGCCGCCGCAGCCACUGGCCCAGCGACGUUGCACGCCAGAUGCGGGCGGCACGGGCCACUUCACGUGUGGGGCGGAUGCGGCGAUGUCUGGCCGUAGUACAGAGACGACCCCAACGAGUUCCGCCGGCGCCGAGAGCGACGGCACGCCGCACAUGCCGCCCAUUGGGGCGUCGGUUGCGACAGCGGCACCGGGCACUAGCGGCGUCCUCUUCCUCUCUGCAACGACGUCGUGUGGAGACGCGGCGCCCCUGGAGCUGGUUUCCCCAGCCGUUGCUGCGGUUGCCGUGGACACGCCGCUCGCGGCAGUCUCGCUGGCCCCAGCGAGUGUCGGUGUCCCCGGCGCCGCGGGGAACUCCAACCUGGGGGCCUCGAUGGACACGUAG
Trypanosoma conorhini is the source of this 990-nucleotide messenger RNA. RefSeq lists its product as uncharacterized. The record is from RefSeq and is a predicted model, not a curated record. The transcript has a single exon. NCBI's taxonomy places the organism in Eukaryota, Euglenozoa, Kinetoplastea, Trypanosomatida, Trypanosomatidae. Bases 1 to 990 code for a protein of 329 amino acids.